AUGCUCGGCAAGGGAUCAAAUGAGCGAGGCGAGCGCGCCGGCGCGCCGGGCAAGGCUGCUGGGGACGAGAAGCCGUGUACGCCUCUGCUCGAUCCGGCUCCACGAGUUUCCGCGUCGGCCACUCCCCCUGGUCCCGAGGCCGCGCCAACCCCAGUACCGGACCCCGAUGCGACCGCCCCAGCAGACCAGAGCAAGCACCGCACCGCGCGCGUCGCCCGCCCGUUCAAGUCGCCGCUGCCCAACCCCGACGAUCCCUCGGGACCGGCCCCGAUGGGCCCGCCCUCCACGUCCCUCGCAACGCCAUCGUCUUCCUCUGCGUCUUCCGCCGCGGCCGCCGCGACGAUCCGCGCGCUGCAGAGCCAGGCGCAGACGCUGCGGCAGGCCGUCCGGAUCAAGCUCGCGCCGCCUGCGGACAGCGACCCGGAGCUCGCGCGGCUCGCCGGGAAGUGGACCGUGGCGGGGCGCGAGGUCGCGUGGGCGUUGUGGGAGCGGGUGAGGGACAUGGACCCAGGGAGUGCUGCGGGCGCUGGUGGGUUCGGCGAUGAGGUCGGGCGGAAGAGGGGGAUGUGGGAGGAGGAGGCGGGUCCAGCGAAGAAAAGAGCCCGGAUGGAUGGGGAAGGGCAGAUGCUAGGUGAAGACGAAGAUGAGGGGUUGGAGGACGAGGUCGUGCAACAUACGCUGGGGGUGAUGCUGCGAAGGCUGGGGAUCGACCCGGUGACGUUGGGGUGGGAUGAAGAGGAAGGUGACUUUGUUCAGGUUGAUGUCUGA
Molecule: messenger RNA, 768 nt
Organism: Epithele typhae
Lineage: Eukaryota; Fungi; Basidiomycota; Agaricomycetes; Polyporales; Epitheliaceae
Exons: 2
Coding region: 1-768 (255 amino acids)
Source: RefSeq, a predicted model, not a curated record